This is a messenger RNA of Mycena citricolor, 881 nucleotides long. Lineage: Eukaryota; Fungi; Basidiomycota; Agaricomycetes; Agaricales; Mycenaceae. The record is from the annotation of a GenBank genome assembly.
GUGGCUCGAUUCAACCCAGAAAGCGAGGAGGGGGCGUACGAGCAAUGGAGCCACAGCUCUUGCCUUUGACCGAAAGUGGACCGGACACGCAUGCGCAGACAUUCGCGGCGACCGAAACAGUGACGGAGGUGGAUGCAUCAACAGAGGCGGCCACAGCAUCCACAGCGGCAUUGACCCCUGUACUAGCGGCGACCGGGAAGCACAGGCCAUUCGACAGCUCGAAGCCGGAUCGACAUGUGAAACCGCACAGAUCCUCGCGGGAACAGGCCGGUACGGAGUGCGGCGGAUGCGCGCAGGUCCUCCUCUUCGGGGAGGACUGGAUCUGGCGAGAUGGGCGAGGCGACGAGCUCGGCCUCCGCCGCGGCGCCGAUAGCCAACGCGGCCUUGAUCGGGGCAAGGGAGACACUGGCGACGGCGUCCGCGACCGUGCUAACACAGGCGCACAGCGACUCGGGUUCUGUGGGGCUUCGAUCAGACGACAGCGGGUAGAGAAAAGAGGACGCCGCAGACCGAGUGUGCCGCAGUCGGUGCCGUCGACGCGGAUCACGCCGCCGAUGCAGGCGCAGACGUUCGUCGCAGCAUGGGGGCGUGCAUCGAGUCCCGUGCGAGGCAGGUGCGCAGCGGCGUGGGCGAGCGGGGAGAGAGCCGCGAGCGUAAGAGAGAUGAUCGUGAAUGAGUGCAUCAGAAGGAGUGUCGUGAAUGAGAGAGCGUGAGUGAGAGAGAGUACUGAACGAGAACGAGGAAGGAUCGAUUGUUGAACUUGCAGCUCACUCUAGGUCUUCUCUUUAUACUGCGCUGGCACCUCCAUUUGAAACGCGAGUUUGAACGCGAGUUUCUCUCAGCCAGAGAGUUCAAAUGAGCUUUCAGGGGGUGUAUGCUCG